CCUGCGCGACGACGUCAGCGCGCCCGCGCGCGCCAGGGGAGGAGUGGGAGCUGCGGGCCGGGAGGCGCUGACGCUCCGCAGGCCCCGUCCGGUCCGGCGAUGGAGUUUCCGGACCUUGGGGCUCACUGUUCGGAGCCGAGCUGUCAGCGCUUGGAUUUUCUGCCGCUCAAGUGCGACGCCUGCUCGGGCAUCUUUUGCGCAGACCACGUGGCCUACGCCCAGCAUCACUGUGGAUCUGCUUACGAAAAGGAUAUCCAGGUACCUGUAUGCCCACUCUGUAAUGUGCCUGUCCCUGUGGCCAGAGGGGAGCCCCCUGACCGUGCUGUUGGGGAACACAUUGACGGAGACUGCCGCUCUGAUCCAGCUCAGCAAAAACGUAAGAUCUUCACCAAUAAGUGUGAACGCUAUGGCUGCCGGCAGCGGGAAAUGAUGAAACUGACCUGCGACCACUGUGGCCGAAACUUCUGCAUCAAGCACCGUCACCCACUGGACCAUGAUUGCUCUGGGGAGGGGCACCCCACAAGUAGGGCAGGACUGGCUGCCAUCUCCAGAGCACAAAGCCUAGCUUCUUCUACAAAGACCAUCCCCAGCCCAAACCAGACCUUGCCUUCAUCUACCUCUGCCAGCAGAGCCACAACUCAGUCUCCAUCCCGGACAGCCUCUCCAGUGAUUGCUUUGCAAAAUGGCUUGAGUGAGGAUGAGGCUCUGCAACGAGCCCUGGAACUGUCCCUGGCAGAGGCCAAACCCCAGGUCCCAAGUUCUCAGGAGGAAGAAGACUUAGCUUUAGCACAAGCACUAUCAGCCAGCGAGGCAGAAUACCGACAGCGGCAGGCUCAGAGCCGCAGCUUGAAGCCGUCCAACUGCAACCUGUGCUAGGGCCUUGGGCUUGGGGAGGGAGGCUCAGCUGAGGAGGACUGUGGCCCUCACAUCUCUAGGGUCCACAGGGAGAGGAGGCCCGGAGCAGCCUGGAGUGAAGAUGAGGAGUGACGUGGAGGCCGCCUUCAGGGAGCAUCAGAGGAGAAACAGCUUGUGGAGCUGAGCCUACAGAUGGCUCUGCUGGCCUCUCCAGCUGCAUGGGAGAGAACAGCUCUGAACUGUUCCCUGGCCAGACCCCACAUGGCCCCCUGCAUCUUGACAUUCCCUGUAUACUGGGGCUCCCCCCACGUGUAGGGGGCUGGGAGGGGGCGCUAGAAAGAAUAAAGAAUCUUGGCAGUCAGUAAGACA
Messenger RNA from Balaenoptera musculus (blue whale), 1224 nucleotides. It is a transcript of the gene ZFAND2B, whose product is annotated as zinc finger AN1-type containing 2B. Gene Ontology annotation, cellular component: cytoplasm; endoplasmic reticulum. Gene Ontology annotation, biological process: proteasome-mediated ubiquitin-dependent protein catabolic process; protein targeting to ER. Lineage: Eukaryota; Metazoa; Chordata; Mammalia; Artiodactyla; Balaenopteridae. The record is from RefSeq and is a predicted model, not a curated record. The transcript has 10 exons. Gene Ontology annotation, molecular function: zinc ion binding. Bases 100 to 876 code for a protein of 258 amino acids.